This is a messenger RNA of Dictyostelium purpureum, 372 nucleotides long. RefSeq lists its product as uncharacterized. The coding region runs from base 1 to 372 and encodes 123 amino acids. The record is from RefSeq and is a predicted model, not a curated record. NCBI's taxonomy places the organism in Eukaryota, Evosea, Eumycetozoa, Dictyosteliales, Dictyosteliaceae. The transcript has 2 exons.
AUGGAUACAAAAGAAAAAAAAUCAAUUAAAAAGCCAACAAUAAAAGAAUUAAAGGAACUAGCUCCUAUUUUAAAAAAAAGUUUCGAAAGAUUUAAAUGUUUAAAUCAAUAUGCAAUUUUACAAAUAACUGAAAAUUCAACCAAAGAAGAAAUUACAUCCAAAUUUAAUCAUUUAUACAACGAAUAUAAAGAAGAAAGUAUGAUUAUUGAAGUUUUAGUAAAUGCCCACAAAAUGUUAACGAAUGAUAACCAAAGACAAAUUUAUGACACCUUUGUUUAUAAAAAUGAAAAAGCUGUUUUGGACCAAUUGGAUAAAAUAAAAAAGAAAAAUAAAAAAAAUACACUUAGUAAUAAGGUAUGUAAAAUAUUAUAA